AUGCCUGCACAGAUCUACCUAGGGGACAUACCCUCCGAAUGCAAAGAAAGAGACGUGGAGGACUUCUUCAGGAAGUAUGGCCGCAUCGAGAAGAUCAGCAUGAAGGGCACUUUCGCAUUCGUCGAUUUUGAGGACGGACGUGACGGCGAUGAUGCCAUCCGAGACCUAGACGGCAGGCGACUCCUGGGAGUGCGAGUGAGGGUGGAGCGGGCGAGGGGAACCCCUCAUGGAAGUGACAGAUACGAGUACGACGACUACAGAGGGGGCGGAGGAGGAGGAGGUGGACGUGGCAGAGAGAGAAGGCGCACCCCCAUUUGGCUCGACAAGUAA
Symsagittifera roscoffensis is the source of this 330-nucleotide messenger RNA. RefSeq names its product serine-arginine protein 55-like. Gene Ontology annotation, molecular function: RNA binding. Lineage: Eukaryota; Metazoa; Xenacoelomorpha; Acoela; Convolutidae. The transcript is spliced from 2 exons. The coding region runs from base 1 to 330 and encodes 109 amino acids. The record is from RefSeq and is a predicted model, not a curated record.